This is a messenger RNA of Neoarius graeffei (lesser salmon catfish), 2659 nucleotides long. It is a transcript of the gene srla, whose product is annotated as sarcalumenin. The transcript has 7 exons. The record is from RefSeq and is a predicted model, not a curated record. NCBI's taxonomy places the organism in Eukaryota, Metazoa, Chordata, Actinopteri, Siluriformes, Ariidae. Bases 16 to 2211 code for a protein of 731 amino acids. Gene Ontology annotation, molecular function: GTP binding.
CCCUGGCAGUCGAAAAUGAAGCUCACACUGUCCUGCUUGCUCGCUCUGUUGGCUCUCACCACCGCUGAUUCGGUGAGUGAAGUGCCUGAAGAUGAGGCACUGAUUCAUCUGCAGCUGCAGCCGGAGGAUGACCUGUUCCCCUGCUGUGAUGGCACAGAAGAGAUCAGCCAGAGUUCCUCCAAUGACACGCCUGCACCUGAGCGAACUGUUUGCCAGCCAUGCAGCACUGGUUCUCAGAUGACCCCCACCACCAGAGGGGAUGUAACCAGUGAGGAGGACGACAAAGAAGUGGUUUCGGGUGAAGCAGCUGAAGGGUUGAGUGAAGAGCAGGAGGAUGAAAGCCAGGAGGUGUUGGAGGAGGAGGACCAGGAGGUAGCAGAUGUUUCACAUGUGGCUGAUUCGGACUCGGUUGAAGAAGUAUCUGAAGAAGCCAAGACUGUGGAGGAGGAUGAGGAGGACAAUGAAUUUCCUGAAGAAGAGGAUGAGGAAGAGGUGACCAAGGAAGAACCUGUGGAGGAGGAAUCUCAGGAACAGGAAGAAUCCAUGGAGAGUGACACCAUCUCUGGAAAGUUAAUGGCAGAAGCUGCACCUGUAAACAAAGCCAAAGUUCCAGCAGACACUAAAGUAUCAGUAGAAGACAAAAUUCUGGCUGCUGAGGAACCAGACGUUGCACAAACUAAGGAGUCUGUGGAGGUGGAUAAGGUUGUAGAAGAGUCGACUAUUGCUGAGCUUGUACAAGAACCAGGACAGGAAGCAUGGACUGAUCCUCCUGCUAAGGAGAAGCAACCAGUUACAAAGGAGUCUGUGUCAGACAAGCCAGCACACAAAAGCAAAGUGAAAGGCAAGAAGCCUCCAGGAAGUCCUAAGAUGAGGGACCGGUCUCACAUUGACAACACUCUACAUCUGGCUACACCUGACCCUGCUCAGCGCUUUUCAGCCAUCGUGAAGAAGCUGCAACACGUUUACCACACAGCCAUCAAGCCUUUGGAGGAGGCGUACAAAUACAAGGAGCUCAGACAGCACGAGGUCUCAGAUGCUGAGAUUGCCUCCAAACCCAUGGUGCUGUUUCUGGGCCCCUGGAGUGUCGGCAAGUCCACCAUGAUCAACUACCUGCUGGAUCUGCACAACAAACCACAAGAACUCUACACAGGUGCUGAGCCCACUACCUCCGAGUAUAUGGUAAUAAUGCACGGUGAGAAAGUGCGCACCAUCGAGGGCAUCGUUAUGGCCACAGACACUUCCCGCUCCUUCUCGACCCUGGAGAAGUUUGGCCAGAGUUUCCUGGAGAAGCUGGUGGGUAUCGAGAUGCCACACAAGCUGCUGGAGCGUGUCACGCUGGUGGAUACGCCAGGGAUCAUCGAGAACCGCAAGCAGCAGGAGAGAGGUUAUCCAUAUAACGAGGUGUGCCAGUGGUUCAUUGAUCGAGCAGACCUGAUCUUCCUGGUUUUCGACCCGACUAAGUUGGAUGUGGGCUUGGAGCUGGAGACACUUUUCAGGCAAAUGAAGGGGCGUGAAUCACAAAUCCGCAUCAUCCUGAACAAAGCUGACAGCCUGGUGCCACAGGAGCUGAUGCGUGUGUAUGGUGCUCUCUUCUGGAGCCUGGCUCCACUGAUCAAUGUGACGGAGCCGCCACGUGUCUACGUCGGUUCAUUCAGGGCUCAGGACUACACACUCGAUGCUUCCCAAAAACUCUUCAUUCAUGAGGAGAUCUCCCUCCUGGAGGACCUAAAGCAGGCCAUCGAGAACCAGCUGGAGAACAAGAUUGCCUUUCUGCGACGCCACGCCAUCCGUGUUCGUGUUCAUGCUCUCCUGGUUGACCGUUAUCUCCAAACCUACCACGAGAAGGUUGGCUGGUUUGGCGACCCACAUGAGGUGAUGGAGGAAAUCAUCGCUGACCCUGACCGGUUCUACAUCUACAAAUCAGUGCUGGCCAAAACCAAUGUGAGCAAGUUUGAUCUGCCAGCCCCAGAGAUAUACCAGGACUUUUUCAACGUGAACGCACUGGGAGAAUUCAAGCUGCUGCAGAAGCAGUGUGGCUGGCGGGGUGGCUGCUUGUUGGAGAAGAUUGAGAGCGCCAUCACACAGGAGCUGCCCACUCUGUUGGCCAGCCUCGGCAAAACUGAAGAGAAGCCCAAGGCCGAAGAGAAGCCCAAGGUCGAGGAGAAGCCCAAGGUCGAGGAGAAGCCCAAGAACCCCUGGAGGAGGCAGUGAAGGAGGUAGUGUGGGACAGGACAGGGGGUGGAGGCAGGGAUUAGUAUAUUUGGGUUGCACAAGUUUUCAUCCAUGCUGGACUCAGGGUAUCAAGCCAGUAAAAGUGUGAAUAAAGUAUCCAAGGUGUUAAUUAAGAAACAGAAAUUUAAUAAAAAAUGAGUGAACGAAUAGUGGAUUUAGUGGACGGACGGACGGACGGAUGAUCAGUGGGUGUAUGAAUGACUGGCUGUUGGAUAAAAAAAAAUGAACAGGGACUACCUUGGUAGAAAAUUUUUAAUCACACAAUGCAUCAGGAUUUUCUGAUCUUAUUCAUUUUUUUAAAGUGUCAGUUAAUCUAUCCAGAUCACAUCUCCCUUUUCAAACUUCACAUUUCUGAGUAGUUAAUUUUGAUGAACGUAUGUAGCUCUGCAUGUGAAAUGUAACUUCUAAUUAAAGCUUUCCUGUUCUA